UUUGUUGGUUAUAUUUCCUUUCCAUUUCUGUAACCCUUUUCUUUGCUGUUCUUUCAUGAGAUAUAUCAUAUAUUAUUAUUAUUAUUGACAUAGAAAAAGCCCAUUUGAAGCAACAUCCCGAGCUUUUCACUUCUUGAUCCAAAUUUCCCGUGUGUGUGUGUAUAUAUAUGUAAGGAAUAGUAUAGUUAAAGGGUACAGAAAAUGGACUGUUUUUAAAUCUUGGAAGACCCCACCUUUUCCAUUCAAGAUUUUUCUUCCUUUUUUUCUUGUAAAAAGAGUUUUUGUUUUUAAUCAUUCUUUCAUUUGAAGAAGCUCUUAUUAGCUUUCUUUCUGUUGUUUUUUCUCUUACAAGAGAAGGCUGACCAUUUCCUCUCGUUUCAUUCCCUUCAAUUUCGUUGGGUUUAUCCUCGCUGAUAAACCAAGUGACUGUAUUCUUGAUCUCAACCCAUCUUGUACUCUGUCUCUGCAUCAAUAAAUAUACCAAGAAUGUAUGGAGGCAGUGGGAUUCAGAGCAAGAGAGACCUGGAAAUAGAGUACCAGGCCCAGAUACCCAUAUUGAGGCCAAGCAUCCAUGCAAGAAGGGCGAAUAUGACUGUGAAAUUUCAAGAUCUGUAUGGUUUCACAGUUGAAGGAAAUGUUGAUGAUGUGAAUGUUCUGAAUGAGGUGAGAGAGAAGGUUAGGCAACAAGGGAGAGUUUGGUGGGCUUUGGAGGCCAGUAAAGGUGCCAAUUGGUAUUUGGAUGCACAUGUUUCCUCCACCCUUAAAUCUUCCCUCAAAUUUUCUACUUUGACCAAUGCCAUCACUCUCAAGAGGCUUAUCAGGAAGGGAAUCCCACCAAAUUUGAGGCCCAAAGUAUGGUUUACCUUAUCCGGUGCCGCCAAGAAGAAAUCCACCGUCCCUGAUAGCUAUUACAAUGAUUUGACCAGUGCUGUUGAGGACAAAGUUACCUCUGCAACCAAGCAGAUUGAUCAUGACCUCCCUCGAACUUUCCCCGGUCACCCGUGGUUGGACACUCCAGAGGGGCAUGCUGCUCUAAGGCGUGUUCUUGUUGGAUAUUCUUUCCGAGAUUCUGAUGUUGGUUAUUGCCAGGGUUUAAAUUAUGUUGCAGCUUUAUUGUUGCUUGUGAUGAAAACUGAAGAAGAGGCUUUCUGGAUGCUUGCUGUUCUCCUAGAAAAUGUGUUAGUUAAUGAUUGCUACACGAACAACUUGUCUGGAUGCCAUGUCGAACAGCGAGUGUUUAAAGAUCUUCUGACCAAAAAGUGCCCCAGGAUCGCUGCUCAUCUGGAAGCUUUAGAGUUUGAUGUUUCUCUUGUCUGCACAGAGUGGUUUUUAUGUUUAUUUUCUAAAAGCUUGCCAUCAGAGACAACACUGCGUGUAUGGGACGUUCUCUUCUACGAAGGAGCACAGGUUUUAUUUAAUGUAGCCUUAGCAAUUUUUAAGAUGAAUGAAAGGCAGUUGCUUACGACACAUCACGUAGGUGAUGUGAUUAAUGUUAUACAAAGAAGUACUCAUCACCUGUUCGAUCCUGAUGAAUUAUUAACCGUUGCUUUUGACAAGAUAGGGCUUAUGACGACCACAAAUAUAUCAAAGCAACGGAAAAAGCAGGAGCCAGCAGUGAUGGCAGAGCUUGAUCAGAGAAUAAGACGACUAAAUUCUGUAAAUGAGAGUGAGAAAUAGUGUGGAAUUGUUGGGAGAAAUAGCUUAAGACAUGUUUAAGGAUACCACCAACAUUAUCAUUUUCAUGGAACACUUGUAAUUGUAAAUUUUGAGUUGUGGAAUGCAUACUUAAUGCUUGGUAGUCUAA
Molecule: messenger RNA, 1804 nt
Organism: Sesamum indicum (sesame)
Lineage: Eukaryota; Viridiplantae; Streptophyta; Magnoliopsida; Lamiales; Pedaliaceae
Product: Ypt/Rab-GAP domain of gyp1p superfamily protein
Biological process (GO): regulation of GTPase activity
Molecular function (GO): small GTPase binding; GTPase activator activity
Source: RefSeq, a predicted model, not a curated record